This is a messenger RNA of Dovyalis caffra, 963 nucleotides long. NCBI's taxonomy places the organism in Eukaryota, Viridiplantae, Streptophyta, Magnoliopsida, Malpighiales, Salicaceae. The record is from the annotation of a GenBank genome assembly.
AUGGAAAUCAUCGACGCUUCAUGUUCUGUGGCUCCAGGAGAUCAUGAUAGCUACCAACAUUCUCCAUGGCUUCAGGAAACUCUAUCAGACAUGAACGAGAGAAUGAAAGCCAUGACGACCCUUAUGGAAGAAGAUGGCGAUUCUUCAGAUAGAGUUGAGAGUCAUUACAAGAGGCGGCUGGAUCUUGUUCAAAUGUUAGAAGAGUUCAACAGAUCUUAUUGCUAUUUAGCUGAAAAGUAUGACAGGUUGAGGGGUAAAUUCCAUUAUGUCAACGAUUCAGGGCCUACACCUUCAUAUUCUGCAACAGACAGUAACAAGGAUACAAUCAUAGAAAGCUCUGAUAAUUCUAACUUGGAGGUUUUAGAUUCCCAUCCUGAAUAUGCUGUUGAAGAUCCUGAGAUCAAAUGUGACAGCACUCACUUUGACAUUGAAUACUUGGACAAGAUUGUGGAUGAACUGAUUUUGACUGAAGAAUGCAAGAUGGAAUUAAAAGCCAAACUUGAAAUAGGAGAAAAUCAAAUGGAUAAGAAAGCCAGAGAUUUUUUCCAAGUAGAAGAUAGCAGUACUAAUAUGAGUGAUUAUGGUGCAGUUCAGGCUACAGCAAGAGACAACUCAGAGGGUGGUAGUUAUGAGUGGGAGAACACAUGGUGUGAACUCAAGUUUCAAAUCACAAACCUUAUGGAGGAAAAUCUGCAGCAACAGGCCGAGUUAGCAAGGAGAAACAUUGAAAAGAGACUGGUGAUUGAUAAGCUCCGGCUACAGCUGGAACAGUUAAAGGCUGAGAACAGGGCCCUCCAGAGCUGUAUCAGCUGUUUAAAAGUUGGAGAGAAGCGCAACUCAUUUCAGAUGAGAGGACUACUCUCGGUCCUCAACAUCAAAGCUAAAAGUACACAUCCUGGACAGACUGCUUCCUUGGCUCGUGAUUCUGUGCCUGAAGGUCUUAGACUCUAUCCAUAUAAAUAA